AUGUUAAGAUAUUAUAAUCCAAGUGGAAGAUUUGUUAUUGGAGGACCAAUGGGAGAUGCAGGAUUAACAGGAAGAAAAAUUAUUGUAGAUACAUAUGGAGGAUGGGGAGCACAUGGAGGAGGAGCAUUCUCAGGAAAAGAUUCAAGUAAAGUUGAUAGAUCAGGAGCAUAUUGUGCAAGAUGGAUUGCUAAGAGUUUAGUUCAUGCAGGACUUUGUCAUAGAGUUCUUGUUCAAUUAAGUUAUGCUAUUGGUGUUUCACAUCCAUUGAGUAUUAAUGUAAAUACAUAUGGAACUGGAAUUUGUGAUGAAACAUUAUUGGUUGAUAUUGUUAAUAAGAACUUUGAUAUGAGACCAGGAAUGAUUAUUAAAGAAUUAGGAUUAACAAAACCUAUUUUCCAAAAAACAGCAGUUGGAGGACAUUUUGGAAGAAAUGAUCCAGAUUUCAAAUGGGAAUUCCCAAAAGAAUUAGAAAUUCCAGCUGAACUUAAACCAAAAUUGUUGAAGAAUGAACCAUAA
Molecule: messenger RNA, 516 nt
Organism: Entamoeba dispar SAW760
Lineage: Eukaryota; Evosea; Mastigamoebida; Endamoebidae
Product: S-adenosylmethionine synthetase, putative
Exons: 1
Coding region: 1-516 (171 amino acids)
Biological process (GO): S-adenosylmethionine biosynthetic process
Cellular component (GO): cytosol
Molecular function (GO): methionine adenosyltransferase activity; ATP binding
Source: RefSeq, a predicted model, not a curated record